UAAGUAUCACGGUAUCUUGCAAGGAAGACGGUACCUCAUCAGGUCCUCAGGCUCACGUGGCUUGGUACGGAUCGUCGACGAGUUCGCUAAUGUCCUGUGAUCAAUUAAGUCCCUUUCUCGAAUCUUUUAAGGCACGGUAUAACAAGAAAAAGCGCGGCCCGUACAAGGAAGCGAUACGGCAGGCCCAAAGCGAGGCUCAAAGUCAAAUCACGCCUAAUUCACCAACCAGCAGCGUGUUGAACGUCUGCAGUUCGCCCCGCGAAGUCAACGUCCUCUCCUAAGGGAAGUUCUCCGACAACCAUUCCUUACUAACGAGCAUCCGUCGCCGUGAUAAUUGAAGUGUUCGUGGCAAGAGAGAGAGAGAGAGAGAGAGAG
Wasmannia auropunctata (little fire ant) is the source of this 375-nucleotide messenger RNA. Its product is annotated as PWWP domain-containing protein 2A-like. Lineage: Eukaryota; Metazoa; Arthropoda; Insecta; Hymenoptera; Formicidae. The record is from RefSeq and is a predicted model, not a curated record. The coding region runs from base 90 to 281 and encodes 63 amino acids. The transcript is spliced from 2 exons.